AUGUUUCCGCUCAGCUGUUGGAUCAAGAACAAGAGCGUCUUCUACACCACCUGUGUGGGUUACUUCUGCCUGAUGUUCCUGCUCAACGUGGCCAUGUUCAUUGUGGUGAUGAUGCAGAUCUGCGGCCGCAACGGCAAACGCAGCAACCGCACCCUGCGAGAGGAGGUCCUUCGAAAUCUGCGGAGCGUCGUCAGCCUCACCUUCCUGCUUGGGAUGACGUGGGGCUUUGCUCUGUUCGCCUGGGGGCCCGUCUACCUGACCUUCACCUACCUGUUCACCAUCUUCAACUCUCUGCAAGGUCUCUUCAUAUUUAUCUUCCACUGCGCUCUGAAGGAAAAUGUGCAGAAGCAGUGGAGAAGAUACCUCUGCUGUGGCCCCUACAGACUCUCAGAAAACUCAGGAAACUCUCUGGAUUUGUCAGCAGGCCUGCUGCCAGGUUCACAGAGCUGCAAGAAAGAAGAGAAAACAGGACGGUUUAAUAAACUCUAA
This is a messenger RNA of Cyprinodon variegatus (sheepshead minnow), 489 nucleotides long. RefSeq names its product adhesion G protein-coupled receptor G6 (gene adgrg6). Gene Ontology annotation, cellular component: membrane. Gene Ontology annotation, biological process: myelination in peripheral nervous system; adenylate cyclase-activating G protein-coupled receptor signaling pathway; heart trabecula formation. The record is from RefSeq and is a predicted model, not a curated record. Lineage: Eukaryota; Metazoa; Chordata; Actinopteri; Cyprinodontiformes; Cyprinodontidae. The transcript has 4 exons. Gene Ontology annotation, molecular function: G protein-coupled receptor activity; laminin binding. The coding region runs from base 1 to 489 and encodes 162 amino acids.